Molecule: messenger RNA, 386 nt
Organism: Mytilus trossulus (common blue mussel)
Lineage: Eukaryota; Metazoa; Mollusca; Bivalvia; Mytilida; Mytilidae
Exons: 4
Coding region: 57-377 (106 amino acids)
Source: RefSeq, a predicted model, not a curated record
CAGUAUAUAUACUUCUUGAUGGAUCCAUUUACUUCAAUCGCUUCAUAUUGUACAAGAUGAAUGCGUCAAUACGUGGUUUGAUUUUGGUUAUGGGCGUAGUUGCUGCUCUGUUUGGAACAACAAAUGGUUGUGAAGCUUGCAGCGUAAAAGGAGUUUGCUAUUCUGCUGAUGAACAAUGGUUAGAAAAAUGUUGGACGAAAACAUGUAUUGUUGAUUCCACUGGUUACCAAACAAGCUGGGCAACAUCAAUAGUAAAAACACAGUGUGAGGAUAUCAAUGGUAAAUGUAUUGAUCACGGACAACGGAAUUCGGACGGGUGCACCUGUAAUAUUACUGGAACGAAAACGGAAUACAUAUGUGACGGUUAUGGAAAAUAAAAGUCUUUG